Molecule: messenger RNA, 8647 nt
Organism: Diachasma alloeum
Lineage: Eukaryota; Metazoa; Arthropoda; Insecta; Hymenoptera; Braconidae
Gene: Bap170
Product: AT-rich interactive domain-containing protein 2
Exons: 12
Coding region: 1085-6445 (1786 amino acids)
Biological process (GO): regulation of DNA-templated transcription
Cellular component (GO): SWI/SNF superfamily-type complex
Molecular function (GO): DNA binding
Source: RefSeq, a predicted model, not a curated record
CCAGAAAUUCCCAAGUAUUUGUGUUUAUGAUUGAGUGUUAGUUGAAAUCCGUGUACAUAUCGUUCUUGACACGGUGGAGAAGGCCCAGUACGACGCCUCGAACAGUAACCGAGAACUGAACCUCCAGCCGAGAUUGUCGGUGGUGGUACAUAUUAAAACACUCAGCCCCCCCUCUCCCAGCGCUCAACAACCUCUCCUGGCCCCCCUUUAGCAGACGGCAUUUCGUUCCUCACUCGUAUCGGCCCCUCAAACGUUAAACCGAAAGUGCGCGGAAGGGUAGUGCACACGCGGGGGGAUAAUGCACUCUAACAUUUAAUAAAACAAUAGUAUUAACGGUUAUUGAAAAUCGUGGAACAUUGGUUGGUGGUAUUGGGGUGAUAUGGUGGCUUGUGGUUACUGUGCAUCGUGCCUGUGAAUUGAUGCCAGCCAGUGAGGGACGCCAUUUUGAUAUACGAGGAUUUUCGGACGUCAAGCAACGCCGUGUGUUUUUGUUAAUGUUUUAUUGAGGGAUUGAUUAUUUCGGGGGAGAGACGGUGAAUUGGCGUUUGCCAGGGAGUUUUGGAGUUUUCGGUUUGGCGUGAGGGGUGCGGGGAGAGCACUCGUGGGUGCACUUGGGAGCUUGACCCGAGAGACAGUGGACGAACACUUUUGUGGCAUUGUGAACGAGCCAGGGGUUCAGGUCUUUUUGGAACUGUUUAAUUCGGCUUUUUGACAUUUUUUUUUGAGUGGAGGGAGGCGGGUCCCUGCGGUUUUUGGGGGUUGAGGUUUUUUUAGUGGAUUUCUUUUUUCGGGGAGCCAGUGAGGGAGAUCGCCUUUUUUUUGUUUAUUCGGAGUUUUUGAGAGAAUUGCUGAGGACGGGAGUGGAAUUGUGACAGGUGAUUUGUGGCAAUUGUUGGGGGGUUUUGAGCGGAUUUACGCGGUUUUUGGAAGGAUUUAUGAGGAAUCAUUGAGGUAUAAAUGUGUUUUUUGGACGCUCGGUUCACGGUUAAACGAAGUAGAUGUGCACCCGUCAAAGGCGCCAAUGCGCGUCCACAAUUGUUACUGGUGGACGUUUAGGGGAUUAUUGUAUUGUUGAAGAUAAAAAAUGGCUAAAAUCCUCAAUAAGGAUCCUGUUACGUACGAGAGGGAGCGGGAGAGCUUCCUCAGGGAGCUCCAUCAUUUUCACGAGACGAGAGGCACGUCGUUCAAGAAGUCGCCGAAAAUCAGUGGCAACGAAAUAGAUCUUUAUCUACUUUAUGUCCUUGUUACGGCGCAUGGGGGAUGGAUUAAGGUGAAUACGAGAAACGAGUGGUCUCUCCUGUGCGAGCAGUUCUACCUACCACCAGGCUGUGUCAACAGCGGUGUCGGACUCAAGCAAAUAUACCUCAGGUAUCUCGAUAGGUACGAGAAGGUCCACUUCCUCGGGGAGGAUGGACAUCAGGGGGAUGACGAUGACGAGGACUCGAGGCAUAGAAAGUGGUCUGCCAGGUCACUGCACUCGGUUCCACUCACUUACAAUCAUAACCAGCAUAAUGUCGCAGAAUCUCUCCGAGAAUACAAUGGCCUCUCAUCAAAUCUCUACAAGCCAUCAAACUACGACAAGCUCGCCCUCUCCCUCCUCUCGCCCCUCCCCAACGAGCAAGACUUUGCGAUAAACGUUUGCACACUGCUGUCAAACGAGGGCAAACACACCCUCCGUCUCGACAAAUAUCCACGUCUAAUAAACAUCCUCCUGGCGCACGCUGGUGUCUUCGACUCCCCCGGCACCAGACAGCUCUUCAUCGAAGUAUACUCUCGCGUCCGCAACUACUCAAUAAACUCCUUCUGGUCGGACGUUCUCGACUCCCCAGAAGUUCUGGAUCUCACGAAUGAGAAGACUUUCAUGAAGAAGCCGACAACCGAUUUGAACACAUUUUCGCGUAGAAAAUUUUUGGAGCGCGAGAGGGACAAGAAGUCGAAAAAAUCGAGUGAUCAAAGCCCCGAGGAGACACCAAUGGAGAUUGAACAACAGCCAGAAGACAGUCCUCGUCUGGAGACACCAGCGAGUAUUGCAGAUGACGACGCCUUCACCGAUCAAAAUCAAAACUCGAUUAAAUUCGAGGACGAGGACAAGGAUCUGUUCUGCGUGGGCAGAACCCUGGGUACACAGGACCCGUACGGCCAACGUGUCCUCCAGAUAGCCUCAAUCCUCCGUAAUCUAAGUUUUACACCUGAGAAUGCCGCUGUACUGGGCAGAAAUCGUUGCUUUCUACGCUUUGUUUUACUCUGUGUCAGAGCACGAUGGAGCAAUCUCCAUCAGCUUGGCUUCGACAUACUCGGUAAUAUAUCCAACGAAAUGAUUCUCAAGGAGGCCGGUGAGAGAUUAACUGACUGUGUAUUAACGUGUAUAGCUAAUGGUAUUAAUUCGUCUGAUCGUUUUAUCGUGAUAUCGUGUUUAGAAGUGCUCAAUAAAAUCAGCCAGCAUGAUAGUAACGAGGAAAUUGUAACUUAUGGAUUGACAGACAGUGUUUAUGAGUUGAUAUGCAGAUUUUUGGCCCUCAGCGAUAUUGCACUGUUGGUUUAUACGUUGGAGUGUCUUUAUGCGUUGACAUCGCUGGGGGAGAGACCUUGUACCAGCAUUGCUCGGGUACGUGGAGCCAUUGACACUCUGGUGGCUCUUGUUACUGUUGAGGCGCAGAGUUAUGGACCUAAAGCGUGUAUACUUAUGAGAGUUGUGGAGACUGUCUCGACGGUAGCGGUGCCAAGUUCAAGUGCUGGUGGGGGACAGCAGACGACGACUAUCAGUAGUACGGUUACUUCGGUUAAUACUACGUCAGUGGCUACUGUCACUACUUCGAGUGUUGCUACUGUUGCUAGUAGCACUGUGGUUACUGCUGCUGCUGCUGCUCCUGGUGGGGGUGGUGGUGGUGCUACUGCUGCACCUGCUACUAGUCCAGCACCUUCGAGACCCUCUACACCUGCAACUCCUUCUUCUGUUGGCGGCAAGGGGAACAGCAAGGCUAGUGUGGAGGCUGCCAAUUCCCUGCAGCAGCAGCAUGCACAUCAGCAGAUCAUUCAGGAGAAUGAACAGUUUGCUUUGGGCUGGCUCAGGGCCACUUUCGAACUCGCCCCUGGGGGGAAGAUUGAGCAGGAGGAGUUGUACAAGAAGUAUCUUGGGUGCUGCACGAAAAUUGGGAGGAGGGGGGUCAUUGCUCCACUGCAUUUUCCACGUUGUGUGAGAUCUGUAUUUGGUGGUACAAUUGGUCCAAAUCCAGUAAAAGGUGAAACAACGGGUACACAGUACUACGAGGGUAUACGUGUCCGUUCAACAACAACGAGUGCAACACUUCCGAGCCAAAAUACAAGCCAGAAUGCAACAACAACGACAACAGUUAAUUCAACUCCAGUAAAGGUGCUUGCCGUACAACAGCGUACAGUCACAACACCCACAAGUCCAAAUCCCGAUAGCACAGGCCCUGAAUUAUCCCAAAAUUCUCAAUCAACACCAGCCUCACCUAUACUAAAAGCCCACUUGUCAGCUCCACCAAAACCAACCACAAAUCUUCCAAUACAAACCCAGAAUCCAGUCACCAAGGUUGACUCUAAAAGUCAGGUGUCAGUGGCGCACCCGCACUUGAGCCAGGCCCUCCUAGCAACAGGUUCACAAACCAAUCAGCAACAGCACCAGCAAACAAAUCAACAGAAUCAACAUACUCAAGUGAUUAAAGAGGAAUCACGCACUGGUCCACCAUCGAGUUCAAUAAUAAAAAGCCUAUUGGCAACAAAGGUAACGGUCAGCGGUGACUGCAUGCCCAGUGCCGCUGUCACUUGUGUGUCUACCCCGAUUGCCUGCGUAACAAAUACUCCUGCUAGCAUCGCAUCCAGCAUCAGUGCCAAUCAGCUAACAACAAGCAACCAGGUUGCUCAGAGACAGCAGCAGCAGAGGCUACUGCAGCAGCAAUUGGUGAGUGGAGUUCAGCCAGCUGCUCCUGCUGCCACUCCAGCCAGUCCAGCACCGGUUAUCAAAGCUCCUGUUAAUUCGAAGCAGAAGAAUGUGUCAAAUGCUGCAACAUCUGGGAGGAAAAUUCAGAGGCUGAAUGGCGCCAAGAUAAUUGUUGCUAAUAAUAUUGAAAAGACUGAAUUAAACGACAAUGACUCCCACCCAGCAAUCCCCACGACCUCAACAACCCCAAUAUCAACAAUGACCGAGAACCACAUAACAACAACAAUGAAAGUGAUAAGACCCCUGGGCAUCGCCAACAAGCAGAAUCAGCGAACAAUAUCCACCCCUCUAGCCGAAGACUCAGACUCCACAAAUAAUUCCCUGGCCUCCUCCAGUGGAAUAGGAGGCAGCAGGGACUGCUCAGGAGUGGGUGCAGAGGAGGAGAACUCCCUGACAAGUUUCGAAGGGAUCCUCCUGAACGGUGCCCCCAGUAGUCUAGACAUAGACGCCCAGGACGACGGCUCCUCCAAGGACUCAUCAGGCAUAAGCACAAAGGAAAAACCCCUGAUGCUGGCAGACCUCCUCGAGCGAAAAGUCGAUAAGGAAGUAGUAGUGAACGGAGUCCUGGGUAAGAACUCCAUAAACGAAAAAGGAAAAGAUUUAGUCGAGAAUCACAUAAAGAAGGCCCUGAAGGACCCCCCAGAGGUGAAAAUAAAGCAGGAACCAGAGGAGAACAGUGUGAUCCAGCCAGAGGUGUCAGACAAUGCCCUGAUAGAGCCCCCCAGAGGCAUGAAGAGAACGUCAACAGACUCUGACGAGCUCGAGCUGAAAAAGCCAAAAUAUUCAAACGGCACAACGUCCCCAGAGCCCACCGACACAACAGCAGAGUCCACAGUAUCCAGCAUAAAAUCCGAAGACCAGGAGGACGACAAAGACAAUGAAGUGAAGGUGUCAUCGACAGCGGCCAAUUUGUACGCAGCUCUGGCAGCGGAUUGCAUAGAGGAUGAGACAGACCUGGAGGAGGCCCCAGUGAUCAAGGAGGAGCCAAUGCCCCCAGUGAUAAAGGAAGAGCCACUGGCCAGAGCGUUCAUCAACAAUCAGGUUGAAACUAUUCCCCAGCCCCAGCCGUUGAUCAUGACAGCUCCAAGGCAGAUAGUAGUGCAACAAGCCAUUCAGAACAAUCAGAUGAUAAUUCCAGGUGGACAGUUGAAGGCAAGACCUAAUCCCUCGCAGCCCCAGGUACUUCUCCAACAGGGAGUUGGUGGACAGCUGCAAUACGUCGUGUCUGGUGGUGUACCAGGCCAGAAUUACGUACUAGCACAAUCACAAACGGCUUUAGUUCAGGGCCAAGCACAAACAGUACUGGUGGCACAGACAACCCAGCAGCAGGGGACUGGUGCCAAGACGAUAAUUAUUCUGCAGCCACAAUCAGCAGCUCAACAGGCACCUCAGAAGAUGGUUGCUAUGACCCCUCAGGGACCGCAGGUGUUGGUAACACAGGUCCCAAGACCCAUGAUUCAGAGUUCAAUUGGAGCUAUUCCUCCACCACUUGCGUCAGCAUCAACUGGACUGCAGCAGGCUUCAAUUAUUGUUAAUAGCUCUGUUGCACAGAGCAAUCAGGGAACUGUCACUGUUACCAUACCAACGAUGGCUCAACAGUGUCCUAUAACGAGUAGUGUACCCUCGAGGGUGGUGACUCCAACGCCAGCUUCAACGCCACCACCUACUAGGCCAACUACUCCUCAUCAAGCUGCUGCCACUCAUGGCGGGGGCAAGCAACAAGUGAAGAUUGUGAAGGCCGUCAGCACGUCGACGAGCACCUCCACAGAGCCGGAGAACAAACCAUCGACUAGCAAUCUCGUUAAUUCUGAAACCAAGACAUUUACUAUUAAGAUUGAUCCUAAUGCUUAUCUCUGCGAGUGGAGGGGGUGUUUGAAGCAGUUCAAGACCUCUCAUGAGGUUUAUCUUCAUGUUUGUGAGGCUCAUUGUCCCACUGGGCCUGAGGAAAUUCUUUGUUUGUGGGCCAGCUGCGAUGGCCUCAAGAGGAGGAGGUUCUCCUUGAUGACCCACUUGUAUGAUAGACAUUGCAAUGCUGAGAGCAUGAGCCAGAGGAGGAAACAACUCACUGCUGCUGGGAAGACAGAGGUGGCUAGUACCACUGCAUCAACUCCUCAUCAUCCUGGGUAUGCCCCCAAUGCUGCCCUCCAUGCGAUCAAGAGACAUGCCCUCGAGUUUGUCAAUCCUAAGGAGUUGAUGCAAAGGCCGACCAAGCCAGCUGCGACUAUCGCGAGCUCCUCUUCUCCCCGACCUGGGCAAAAUCCUCCACCGGAACAGGAUGACAAUGAGGGUCCUGUGACGAAAAGUAUUCGCCUGACGGCAGCUCUGAUUCUCAGAAACCUAGUCAUAUACUCUACACAUGGAAGAAGGCACCUCCGAGCAUAUGAACCUCACCUAGCUGGCGUUGCUCUGAGCAACGUGGAGUCCUCCCGGACAAUAGCACAAGUCCUCUACGACAUGAAUGAUCAGAGUAACACCAACAGGUGACCUCUCGAGCCAGGUCUGUAAUUGAUAAAGACGUACGACAGCCUCACGAAUUGAGGCAAAACCCCACGACGAACUGGGGGUCAUUAACCCACAAGAUGUCAAAGUGAAAUGAGAUAAAUUUCAAUGAAAAGAAAAAUAACAAUGAAGAUGCAGCAAUGUUCCAUAACAAAAUGAGGCCUACAAACUUACAUGGGCAGAGAGAAACAAUUGCCAACUUAGAUUGUAACUUGAACAAUUAAAACCACAAAACAACAGACGAAAUAAUUAACUCUUAGUGUCCAAUGGAGAAAUUAAAUACGAAGGAAUAUUAACAAAAGAUACAUGAACAAUGGUUUAGUUAAAAUGGAUUACUUGUGCGAUAAGAAUGUCUUACAACAGUGAUAAUGAUUAAAAACGAGAGAUAAUUCAGAUUUAAUAUUAGUAUUUAUUUUCUCAAAAAAAUAAUGUGAAAACAAGGAUGAAGCAUUGCUUUUAGGAAAAGUGUACAAAAAAUAACGAUUGGGGAGGUGAACCUGGUGAAGAAAAAUUACGAAUGUUAUUACGAUUAUUAGUGUAACUUUGAUUAUUAUUAAUGAACAAUUUUUUUUUCUCAACUUAGCUUGACAGAACGAAAUGAUUAGUAUCAGAAAGUGUUUUUAUCGAAUGUUUUGUUGAAUUAUCAUUUUUCUUCUCUUAUUUCUUUCGUCUUGGUUCGUAAGAAAAAGAUGCUGAAGUUGAUAAGAAAGAUGAAUAAGUGAGGAAAAGUAAACUCAUUGUUGAAUUUCAUAUCACUGCAGGAAUAAUUACCCAAAACUAGGUUUAAAUCGUGUCUCUCGACGUCUACGUGGUAAGAGAGACCAAUGAAUUGAUUAAAAAAAUCGUAGAAUCGUUUAUGUUUCAGUUUAAGGAACAAUUCAAAACUCAUUGUUUUUAUAUUUACAAACGGAAGAAGAAAAAUCGAAAUAAUUGAUAGUUGUUGUACGAGAGUAAUUCAAUGUCCAUUGUAUUUCUCUUAAUUCUGAAAAGUCGUUGCAAACAAAAUAAAAUUAAUGAAUAAAACAUGUGUGCGAGGGCAUGAAAUACUGUCUUGAGCAUUUUUCCCAAGUGGUUGAGUGAAUCUGAGAGUGUGUGCUAUCAUUUUUAUCAAAUCUCUCGUCAUUAUAAAAAAUCAUCUCUAAAAAUACUGGAAAAAAGCCCGAAUUGCAUCAUGAAAUGAUGGCGAUGAAAUUAAAAUAUUGUAAUGAUAGUUUUCUCCUAUUGAAAAGAGUCUAAAAUGAAGAGAAAUCAAUAUUGAGUGAUUGACAUGUGCAUGGAGAAAGUAGAUUGCAUUUAUGCCAUUAUUUAUCACGAUAAUUCUCUGAUAAAUUUUCAAUUAAAUGAAAAAUUCCGAGAAGUCAGUGAAUUCACAAGAAUAAAAACGUAUAUUUGUAUAUAAAUUACAUACGCGUGUAUUUCAUCCACAUAGUGACAUUUUUUUCAUUAUAAUCAGACAGAGAAUAAUUCAGUAAAAGAAUGCUCGCAUGAAAUUGUCCCGAGGAGAAAAAUUCAUUCGCGCGAAUAAUUUUCUUCGAGCGUUUUUUCCUCCUUUCGCUGAUAAAUACAAGAAAAAAAAAUCAAUAAAUGAAUAUGUUAAUUCAAGUGUCUGUAUUAUACUAGGCUUUAAUGACAAGACCGUAGAAGUUGCAAGGAUAAAGAAAAAAAAACAGAUUUUUGUAAUUAUUUAAAAUAAAGAAGAAAAAAAUUGAAAAAAAAACAAAGAUAGGAAGAGAAAACAUAGGCUACGCCUGUAAUAGGCUGCAAGGGCACAGCCCUCUGAAUAAUGUUUAAGAAUUGAAAUAAAAAGGUAAAAAAAAUUAAUGAAGAAAAAACACUAAUUACUAAUAUUUAAGUGUAAACAACGGAUCCCCCGACGAGCCUCGAUCAUGUAUUUUAUAUAUAAAUAUUAUAUAUAUAAAAUAAGUUUAGCUGAACGUCUAGGAAAAAACCACAAUGAAAAAUAUGAGGAAAAAACGAGGCUUUUUAUUUUUAUUAUUUGUAAUUAAUUAGUUAUUUCGAGUGUUGGACAUUUGAACACACUGACAUGAUCAUAAACUAUUCAAUGAUUAUUUCAAAGAAAAGAUUUUAAAUAUGACAGUGAGUGAAGUGACGAACUAAGUGAACAAAAUGAGGCUGUAAAGGAUUGCAGUGAAGGAUGUAAUAAAUGGUUAAAAUAUGAAAAUUAAA